AAGCUCCGCCCUCUUAGCCACGUUCCACAAGCUUUCAAAAUGGCGAUUGAAAAGAACAUGUUUGAAAUCAAUUCUCCAUCGCGUAUUCCAGAUAAUAUUGGGGGAUUUUUUUUUCCAAAUGGGUCAGACUUGUCCAGGAGAGUUCCACAGAGAGGUCUCAACUAUUUCAAGCAAGGAUAUGUACAUGGAAUUAAGAUUUUGGAUGGAGCAGGACGCAAUAUCAAAGUCACAGCGAAAUGCUGGCGAUCGAUGCAAAAAACUUUGAUGCCUCAAAAACUUAAUAUUCAAAUCCAACAGGAUAAAAUAGUGGAGUCGUACUGCGCAUGUAAAGCUGGGUCUGAGCCCUCCCUGACUGCCUUUCCAAGAUUAAUAGGCCAGGUCAGCCUGUGAAUCUGUCACCGGUCCGCAUUAGACUAAUCUCCCCAGGAACCAUGGGAAAGUGGCACAUGCCUGUGGGUGCAGCUCGCUGUUCUAACAAGAUUUGGGAAGGCUGGUGGUGAGUGGGGUCACAUGCCCUUUUCCCUUCAAGGUUCCCAGGUGCCAGAAUGUUCCUGUCUCCACAAUCAUCUGAAGCGCUUGCAUACCUGUACUGAAGAGGCAGUUGAAGGAGACGCAAUGGUGAGGCGGUUCAACGUGGCAAUUUGAACCAUUAGGCCCAUCAUCCCAACAGAUUCUCCCCCUUCAUUGUAGCCUACGUUCCAGCAGCCUUUAUUGCUCACAUCCAUGUCCACAAGAGGAGCAACCAAACAUCAAACCCCAGCUCCACUGUGGAAGAUUAAAAAAUGUGUCAUGUGCUCGAGAUAUUUAAAUUGUGACCUUACUUAGAUCUUGACUUUAAUUCCUGUGACCCGUGACCACUUAAGCCAUUUAGAGACAUCCUGUCCAAACCGCAAGAUUACAAUUGAAGUAUCUUAACCAUUUUUUUUUCCUGGUCUUUUGAAUCAAUCUGGACUGAGUCAACUGGUAUGAGCAGGAUUGUAACCGGACAACUAAAAUACACCACGGUCAUCAGUGAUGGUGGUCUGCUCUGUCUUUUGGGUUUAUAUCGAUUUUUAUAGCAAGUUCUUUGGAAUUUGAAUUCCUGCUGGAGUUUAUCAAAUGUUUCUCACUCAAUGUGUUUGAGUCCACCCUUCCACAGUAUAGACACAGUUUUUCCAUAAAUAGUUCUCAUAAUCCUUCAAUUGUAAUCUCUGGGAAAAACGUCUUUGUGUGGUUGUAUGUGUGCCUGCAUGAAUGCAUAGCUCAUUUAUGCUCACUCUUGUUUAUCUUGAUUUAUUGCUAUUGUUCUUGUUUUUUUUUAUGUUUAGUUGUAGGUUUCCUUCCAAACCAGGAAAAUUCAAUUAAAAUGUUGGGUAUCCAACAUUUACAUCCAUCCAUCCAUCCAUCCAUCUUCUUUGCUGCUUAUCCUCACAAGGGUCGCGGGGAGUGCUGGAGUCUAUCCCAGCUGUCAAUGGGCAGGAGGCGGGGUACACCCUGAAUUGGUUGCCACCCAAUCGCAGGGCACAUAGAGACAAACAGCCGCACUAACAAUCACACCAAUUUAGAGUGUCCAAUUAAUGUUGCAUGUUUUUGGGAUGUGGGAGGAAACUGGAGUCCCCAAAGAGAACCAACGCAGGGAUGGGGAGAACGUGCAAACUCCACAUAGUUUGGUCCGGGAUUGAAUCCGGGACUGUGAAGGCGAUGCUUUACCAUCUGAUCCACCGUGCCACCCCCAACAUUUACAUAAUUUCUGAAAUGGGUGACAAGAAGAUCUUAGAUAAAACAAAGAAGACUGGGCAAAAAUAUCUUUACAGAGAUUUGAAAGACAAGUUGAGACAACACUUGAUUUAAAUUGUUGCCGUUGGCACAUUGACUUAUUAGAUUCAGGGGGCCAUUACCCUUUGACAUAGGACCAGGUAACUGAUUUUUUUUCCUUAAUAAAUUAAAUCACAAUUAAAAAAUUCCAUUUUAAAUUUACAUUGAUUAUAUUUAUCUGAUAUUCGCAUUUCUUUGAUGAUCUUGUUUGAGGUUAAGAAAAGAGAACAAAGAAAAGUCACAUAAACCACCUGGCCGUACAACCCUCUAUUGCCCGGUUCUUUUAUUCCAGUUGAGGUAAAAAUUCAAUGAUUUGGCUGGAUUGAAAGUUUAACAAUUUAUUUGAAUGUACAAAUUGAACACUCCUCGAGCCGUCACCUUAUCGUAGUGGAGGGGUUUUUGUGUCCCGAUGAUCCGAGAAGCUAAAUUGUCUGGGGCUUCACGCCCCUGGUAGGGUUACCGAUGGCAAAAAGGUCCUAGGUGAGGGACCAGACAAAGUAUGACUCCAAAACCCCUAUGACGAGUGCAAAAAUUGGAUCUCGGUUUCCCUUCCCCGGACACGGGUCACCGGGGCCCCCCACUGGAGCCAGGCAUGGAGUUGGGGCUCGAAGGCGAGCACCUGGUGGCCGGGCGUAUACCCAUGGGGCUCGGCCGGGCACAGCCCGAAAGAGUAACAGGGGUCCCCCUUACCAUGGGCUCACCACCUGUGAGAGGGGCAAUAGGGGUCGGGUGCGAUGUAAGCUGGGUGGCCAAAGACUGGCACCUUGGCCAUCCGAUCACCUCUUUGGCAGGGAAUCCGCCCGAGUUGGUACAUGACGCAGAGAAGUUCCGACUAGAUAUAGUCGGACUUGCCUCUACGCACCGCUUGAGCUCUGGCACCACUCCUCUUGAGGAGGGUUGGACUCUGUUUCAGUCCGGAGUUGCCCACGGGGAGAAACGCCGAGCAGUUGUGGGUUUACUUAUUGCCCCCCGGAUCUGGGCCUGUAUGUUGGGGUUUACCCCUGUGGAUUAGAGUAUAGCCUCCCUCCACCUGCAGGUAGCGGGACGGGUCCUGACUGUUGUCUGUGGUUAUGCACCAAACAGCAGUGCAGAGUACUCACCCUUUUUGGAGUCCUGAGAGGGAGUGCUGGAGAGCCCCCCCCACCCCCCCGGCAAAUCCAUCAUUCUACUGGGGGACUUCAAUCUCCAUGUGGGCAACGACAGUGAGACCUGGAAGGGCAUGAUUGGGAGGAUGACCCCCCCCCCCCCCGAUCAGAACCAAGUGGUGUUCGGUUACUGGCCUUCUGUGCUCAUCAUGGAUUAUCCAUAACGAACACCGUUUUCAGGCAUAAGGGUGUCUACAUGUGCACUUGGAACCAGGACACCCUAGGUCACAGUUUGAUGAUCGACUUUGUGGUCGUGUCACUGUACUUGCGACUGCAUUUCUUUCACACUCAUGUGGAAAGAGGGGCUAGGCGGUCAACUGAUCACCACCUGGUGGUGAGUUGCCUCCGAUGGUGGGGAAUAUGCCGGUCUGACACCGCAGGCCCAAACGUAUUGCGACGGUCUGGUGGGAACGGCUGGGAGGUUCUCCUGUCAGAAGUAAUUUCAACUCCCACCUCCGAAAAACUUUGCUCAUGUUCCAGGGGAGCCAGAGUCCGAGUGGACGAAGUUCCGCACCUCCAUUGUUGAAGCGGUCAACCAGAGCUGUGGCCGCAAGGUGGUUGGUACCUGUCAUGGUAGCAACCCCCGAAGACGUUGGUGGACACCUACAGUGAGGGUUCCUGUCAAGCUGAAGAAGGAGUCCUAUCAAGCAUUUUUGGCCUGUGGGACUCCCAAGGCAACUCAUAGGUACCAGUUGGCCAAGCGGAAUCGGUGGUGACUGUGGGAAAAACCUGGGCGUGGGAGAAGUUUGGUAAGGCCAUGGAGAACGACUUCAAGAUGCCUUCGAGGAAAUUCUGGUCCACUGUCCUUCAUCUCGGAUGGAGAAAUUCCCAUGUCUGUGAUUAUGCACUUGCCCAGCAGAAGAUUUAAUGCGCACACGUAGAAUCAAGAAAUGAAGCAUGACUCCAGCAUUUUUGCUGAAAUGUUCCGAGGCUUCUUGAAGCUUCAUCUGACCAUCACUGCCCAUUAGUUCGGUGCUUAGGAACCUCACUAAACAUGUUGCCUAGUAGGUAUGAGCCGCAGCCGCAGCCCGUCCACCAAGAGCCAGGAAUGCUAAAAUAAUGAGCGCCAGUACAGUAUCACCGACAGACCACAGGAUCAUGACUGCUAUGUCAUCUCAAUAAAUUAGAAUAUAUAUCUUCUAAUUUAGUGGGAUGUACCUGUAGAAAAAGGCUGGUUCCAACAGUUGGCAAUCAAUUGUUUUUAUGACUCGACUAACCAUAACCCAAACCCUUUUCUCCCGUUAUCCACCUGGGACAAAAUGGGGAUUAGGAGAGGUGGGACCUCCAAAUAAAAUUUUCCAUUACGGCUACAAUUUGGUCUGGGGUAGCCCUGCAUCUAUUGUAUACGUACACACACACACACACACACACACACACGUAUGAGCUGUACCUAAAGCACUUUGUGAGCACUCUCCAUAAAACGUCCCCCGUUACCGUUGCAACAAGUGACCAGGCCGACAUAUAAUCACGUAAUAUAUCCAAUACAAAUGACCCUGUCUUAUAAUCAUAAUAGAUUUUUAUUAUUAUACGGUUUCCCAGUUGGGGUCCACCCAUACCACUUUCCAUCCUUUUCUGUGAGGGUGUCAGUUCACACGCUUUCCUCAACGUCAGUGCUCACAUGCUCCUUCUUCGAAUGGAUAAGGAUCUCGCUGGGGCUGUUAGUUUGCGUGGGUGAACGCAUGCGGCUUUUUUCUAUCCCACGGAAAGUUUCCCGGUGCUGGAGUAUGGAGGAGUUGGCCAGAGAGAGCAUCAGCCUGCUGGCUUCAGCCUCAGUCAAACCACGGGUGGACCUGUCCAGCCCCCGGCUCGGAUCCCUGGGCGCCAUCUUCAUCAUGCUUAAGUCCGCAUUGGGCGCCGGGUUACUCAACUUCCCGUGGGCCUUUGAGAGAGCCGGGGGUGUCCACAACGCAAUCACUGUCGAGAUGGGCUCUUUAGUGUUCCUGAUCAGUGGUCUGAUCAUCCUGGGCUACUCGUCGUCCAUCAGUGGCCAGUGCACCUACCAGGCGGUGGUAAAGGAGGUGUGUGGCCCAGCCAUCGGUCAGCUGUGUGAGAUCUGCUUUGUUUUUAACCUUUUUAUGAUUUCCGUGGCCUUCCUUGUCAUCAUGGAUGACCAGCUGGAGAAGUUAUGCGGCUCCCUGUACGAGCUAGUAACUGGUUUGUCAGACUCAGAGAUGCCCCACCACUUCUACACCGAUCGACGCUUUGCCCUGGUGCUUCUGUGUGCUUUCCUUGUUCUACCUAUUUCUACACCCAAAGAAAUCAGCAUUCAAAAAUACAUCAGUGUUCUGGGCACUCUGGCGGCCACCUACCUGACCACAGCCAUCAUCAUCAAGUACCAUAUGAUGCAUUCUGUUCAGGUUCACCCAAACCCACUUUACAGCAGUGGCUCCUGGGCAUCCACCUUCAGCGUCAUCCCAACAAUCUGCUUUGGUUUCCAAUGCCACGAGGCAUCCAUCGCCAUAUACAGCAGCAUGGAGAACCAGCGUCUCUCUCACUGGGCCUUCAUCUCAGUGGUUACUAUGAUGAUCUGCCUCAUCAUUUACUCUCUCACAGGAGUUUAUGGGUUCCUGACAUUUGGGAAGGAUGUGAAGGCUGACAUUUUGAUGUCAUACAUGGGCGGUGACAUUCUGAUGCUCAUCGCCAGGCUUCUGUUUGGUGUCUCUAUUAUCACCAUCUACCCCAUCACCCUGCUGUUGGGCAGGUCAGUGAUCCAGGACCCUCUGCUCAGUUGUUGGAGGCGGCGUGGCCGCGUGGUGACGGUGGAAUUUGAAAGUCGCACUCGGUACAUGCUGACGUUCCUGUGGAUAACUGCAACACUUCUCAUCGCCCUGUUUGUACCAGACAUCAGUAAAGUCAUCAGUGUCAUUGGUGGAAUCAGUGCAUUUUUCAUCUUUAUUUUCCCAGGACUAUGUCUGGUGUUCGCCAUGCAGUCUGAGCCAGUGUCUUGGAAAACCAGAGUUAUCCUCACAGUUUGGGGAGUGAUAACGCUGCUAUGUGGUGCAUUCAUCUUUGGCCAGAGUACAACUAUCGCUGUCAUGGAGCUACUUGGAAAGGUCUGACACUCAAGACUAGAUUUGAGCUUUCCUUCCCAUAACACUCUCGUGCGGCGCUCUUGACAGGACUUUAUUGUAUCCUUGAAACCAGUUGCUAAGCAGUCUUCAUGACAAGAAACUUAGAGCCUGUAAAUGUCCAGUGCUUUUCUUGGUGUUCUCCACUUGUACUAUAACUUGAGUUAAUUACACUGUAAGGGUCACCUUCGACUUUUUUCCGAUGCUGUGUGGCAGAUGUAAUGUAGUUACAGCAAUCUUCUACUACAUAAUUACUGAUGUGUUCACCUUACCAAAUUAAGGUUCUAUAAUCAUAUUUCACUGUAAUUACAAUGUCAUUGUGGUCCCAUUUUGAACCUUAAUAUAUACCAAAGAGUUGCAAGCUUGGAAGGUGAUGAGGGGCAUAAAAUAUCUUUUCUUGUUUCCAAAGACUGUCAUAACAUCAUUUUUUAUAGUAUGUAAAAAAAAACUGCAUUUAAACUGCUGUAUAAAUGUUGCAAUAUUUUAAAUAAUAGUGAAGGUUUGUUUGAAAAAAGACCAAAGGAGCACAUUUAUUUUA
Molecule: messenger RNA, 6545 nt
Organism: Syngnathoides biaculeatus (alligator pipefish)
Lineage: Eukaryota; Metazoa; Chordata; Actinopteri; Syngnathiformes; Syngnathidae
Gene: slc38a8a
Product: solute carrier family 38 member 8a
Exons: 11
Coding region: 4427-5998 (523 amino acids)
Biological process (GO): amino acid transmembrane transport
Molecular function (GO): amino acid transmembrane transporter activity
Source: RefSeq, a predicted model, not a curated record